AUGCAUCUAAUAUUCCUUAUCCUUACUAUUCUCAAUACCUUCUAUCUGCAUAAUCAACUCGCCGUGGCCAUGACUAAUCCUACCUCGUCGUCAUCAUCUGUCACGACAUCGUCCGGUGCACCAAUAACAACAACUUCCUCUGCCUAUCCCCAAAUCUUGCCAUCGAAAAACCCCAUUGUGGAGAGAUCGAAUGAUGGCGACAAUGGUGUUUUAAUAUCCGUGACAGGUCGCAUGAACUACGUCACACCUGAUACGAAACAAAUUGAUAUUCAUCGUCACAAGGAUGGAACCGAUUCGGGCAUGCAAGGUGCGACAUGGCAUCCAGUCGAUAUUCCAAUCGCCAAUGGGCGUUUGAUACAGAAAAAACUGCACCAACAUGGAUAUCAACUGGUCGAUUUGACAACAACAGUACAAGAAGAGAACACGGUACCUGUUAGCGACUUUUUGGAUACAGAUCAAGUGAUUGAUAACUUUUAUCCAACAUGUGAACAACUCUUGCACAAGAUACUGGGUCCUGAUGUCCAAGUCGCAAAGGCCUUUGAUCAUAACAUUCGUAUCAGUCGAGAAGAGAGGCAAGAGGAAUUAAAAGGUGGUGGUGGUAGCAAGGCACAAGUGCCCAUAGGUAUGGUGCAUGGAGAUUACACUAAAGUAUCCGGACCCAAGCGAUUGCACGACCUAGCACAGCGACCAAAGGCCAACGAUGUCAUGAAAGAUCGAUUGUUGCAAGCAGGCCAAGAGUCCCUAUUAGAUCCAACAAUGGUCCAAGAAGCACUCGAGGGCAAACGCCGAUUUGCAUUGAUCAAUGUUUGGAGGAACAUUGACCCCGAAAACCCAGUUCAGGAAUUGCCUUUGGCCUGUGCCGAUGCCCAAAAUGUCGUCAUGGACGAUUUACGAACUCUUUCCAUUCAUUAUCCAGAUCGAGUGGGAGAAAAUUACUUUGUAGCCCACAAUCCUAGCCAUAAAUGGGCGUACUUUCCAGAAAUGACCCAUGACGAAGCCAUGUUGAUCAAACAGUGGGAUUCCUUGGGAGUGAUUGAUACCGGUAGUGACGAAAACAUUUCUUGUUUUGCCAUUCACUCGGCCUUUGCUGAUCCCAGCUCACUGCCAACGGCGAGACCGCGGAGGAGUAUAGAGGUGAGAGUGGCUGUCAUUUGGAAAGAAAACAACUAG
Cylindrotheca closterium is the source of this 1170-nucleotide messenger RNA. The record is from the annotation of a GenBank genome assembly. Lineage: Eukaryota; Bacillariophyta; Bacillariophyceae; Bacillariales; Bacillariaceae.